Dioszegia hungarica is the source of this 444-nucleotide messenger RNA. RefSeq lists its product as uncharacterized. The coding region runs from base 1 to 444 and encodes 147 amino acids. The record is from RefSeq and is a predicted model, not a curated record. The transcript has a single exon. Lineage: Eukaryota; Fungi; Basidiomycota; Tremellomycetes; Tremellales; Bulleribasidiaceae.
AUGGCGAGCUGGCGGAAUCGGGUCAAGCGCGCGGCGUCACGGUGUCUCCCCAACGCCCGGAUCAUCCUCAACGCCACCCCUACACCGCCGUCACUCGAGGCAGUCAAGCCCUUGGCCCGCAGCCUCCCUCAUUUCGGCAUCCUCGACCUUCCGGCUGAGCUUGUCCUCCUCAUCACUCGAUACACCUCCGGCGACCCCACUGCCCUCUCGGACGCGCAAUUCUCGCGGUUACGAAAGGAGGCGCAAGGUAGCGAGGGCCUUCGUAUAUUGGUCAAGAUGGACGCGAGGUUAGUGAAGAAAUACGCAGAGGAUGGGGUGAUGGGCUACGGAGCGGAGAGAUGCGGUGAAGCGGGCAAAAGAUGGCGUGAACGUCAGCGGACACAGAUGGUCAUGACGGAUUGGCUGGAGUCGGGGGACUGGGACAAGUGGGAGCGGGAUGCCUAG